Molecule: messenger RNA, 438 nt
Organism: Galeopterus variegatus (Sunda flying lemur)
Lineage: Eukaryota; Metazoa; Chordata; Mammalia; Dermoptera; Cynocephalidae
Gene: CIMIP5
Product: chromosome unknown open reading frame, human C2orf50
Source: RefSeq, a predicted model, not a curated record
AUGCCCAGGUCAGCAGCCCACAGAGAGUUUCGUACAUAUAACCUCAUGCAUCAUUCCAAAAACAAAGCAGAAGCCUCACACGAAUAUCUGACCUACAAUUCACAAAGCAACCGCCCAUGCACCAUCCCCCAUGAGCCUCGCAGCAUCCACACACGCACCCAUGGGGAUCCGCCGCACCCCUGGGCUGCAGAGACCACGUGGGCCGGGUCCCGACUGCCCCCCAGGCCGCCAGCCUCCGUCUCCCGGGCUGCCCGCGGUGGCCCUGGGGCGGGCAGGGGUGAGUGUGUGCCUCUCUUUUUGGACACAGUCCCCAAUUCCUCGAACCAGGUUGUGGGCGGCAGGGUGGACACACCUCUGGGGAAGACCCUGGCCAGCAUGGACUACUUCUUCUUGGAAGGGGCUCGGAAGAAGCUGGAAGUCCAGCUGCAGCCUGUCUAG